UUCCACUCCGGUCCUUCAUGACGCCGCCGCCGCUGUACCCUCCGCCGCCGAUCGUGCCUCCUUUGCCGCCGAGCCACCCUCCCUCGCCGCCCGGGCCCGAGGCCACCGCGCUCGACAUCUCCCUCAUCGUCGCCGUCCUCCUCGCGGCGCUGCUGCUGCAGCAGGCGCUCAAGUCGACCCGCAUCGCGUCGCAAGUGGUGACCGGCUCCGGCCUGUGCAUGCUCCUCGGCGCUGGCGUCAACCUCCUCCUCUUCUUCUUCUCUCAGCAGAGCGCCGACCUGCUGCCGGUCGCCGGCCAGCUAUCGCUCGACACCGAGGCCUCCGGCUCACUCGCGCACGACGUCAUCUACUUUGGCCUGCUGCCGCCCAUCAUCUUUGAGGCGGGCUUCCACAUGCGCAAACGGACCUUCUUUGCAAACUUCUUCACCAUUGCGGGCUACGCCGUCGGCGGCACGCUCAUCGCGCUGCUCACGACCGGCUCCCUCGUCUACCUCCUCUCCUCCGCCUCUGCCACCUCGACCCGCUUCACGCUGGCGCAGGCGAUGGUCUUUGGCUCGCUCAUCUCAUCCACAGACCCCGUCGCCACCCUCGGCAUCCUCAAGCACGUGCGCGCCGCGCCGCUCCUGCACGACCUCAUCUUUGGCGAGUCGGCGCUCAACGAUGCCCUCUCGAUCGUCCUCUUCAACGUGUUCUUCGCGUACACAAAGUCGCCGCUCGCCGACCAGUCCGACGCGGGCGUCGCGCGCGCGAUCGGGUGGGUGCUCACCGACGUGCUGCGCGCGCUGGCCGGCUCCGUCUCGCUCGGCCUCGCCCUCGCUCUCGCGUGCGCAUACCUCACGCGCCGGCUCAAGGCGCUGCACGGCACGCCGCGCGCCGCUUCGCACGCGCUCGAGCUCGCGUUGCUGCUCGGCUUUGCGCUGCUCGCCUUCACCUUCUCGGAGCGGUGCGGCGUGUCGGGCGUCAUGGCGCUCUUCUUCUGCGCCGUGGCGAUGCGGCACUACACGUACUACAACCUGAGCAAGGUUGCGCAGCACUCCGCGUCGGUCCUCUUCACCACCCUCUCCGAGGUGUCCGAGGCGUCGCUCGCCGUCCUCCUCGGCGUCGCGGCGGUCGACUACUUCUGCGUCGAGCUCUCUGCUGCAGCUGGUUUCACUGCAGCUGGUUUCACUGCAGCUGGCCUCCAAGCUGACGACGCGCCGCCCGCCCACACCCACGGCGGCAUCAUCCAGACCUUCAGCAUCUGGGACCUGCCCCUGCUCGCGCUGGGCGUGCCCAUCCUGCUGCUCGCGCGCGCGCUCAACGUCUUCUCCAUCUCGGCGCUCGCCAACCUCGGCCGGCCGCCGCAUCUCCGCAUCUCGCUGCGGAUGCAGGCGGGCGCGGCUGAUGCGCCAGGCUCGCUGCGCUCCGAGCCCCUGCUUGCGGCGCCGCUUGCCGACGUCGAGGUUGGCUCCGGCGCUGCCAGCGGCGGCAUCGGCCCGCCGGGUGGCGAGGGCGGCGGCAGCCCAGCAUUGACGCAGCCGCUGCAGCUCGGUCGCUCGUCGACCGCAAAGGUGCAGCGGGAGGCGCGCGCACCCUCGGCCGUGCACAGGGCGUGGCGACGGCUCGAUCAGGACGUGAUGAAGCCGCUCUUCGGGGGCCGGCCCGACCGUGGAGGCGGAGAGGUGGAAGAGGGCGAGGAGGCCGAGGAGGGGCCGGGGCGAGGGCCGGGGUACGGUUCGGGAUGAACUAACGUACUUUACCGUAGAGCCGUGCCGUCGGCCGCUUCGUUGUUCCGUCUUCAUGUUGUACUUAAACAUUGUACACUAUUACAC
Messenger RNA from Emiliania huxleyi CCMP1516, 1811 nucleotides. RefSeq lists its product as hypothetical. The coding region runs from base 18 to 1724 and encodes 568 amino acids. Gene Ontology annotation, molecular function: sodium:proton antiporter activity. The transcript has 9 exons. Lineage: Eukaryota; Haptophyta; Isochrysidales; Noelaerhabdaceae. Gene Ontology annotation, biological process: regulation of pH; proton transmembrane transport; sodium ion transport. The record is from RefSeq and is a predicted model, not a curated record. Gene Ontology annotation, cellular component: membrane.